AUGCGCAGGUUGCGCGGCGCCCUUCUUCUUGCUCCUUCCCGCCACAUAUGUACACUCUCUACUGCUAAUUUAAAUGAUAUGAUCAACGGAUAUAUUCGCAACGGUCGUCUAGACGUUGCCCGCGAAUUGUUCGAUCGGAACCCAGCCAGUCGAGAUAUCAUUUCUUGGAAUUCAAUGAUCGCCGGGUACGUUAAAAAAGACCAAAUACAGCAUGCCCAGGACCUGUUCGAUCAAAUGCCGAUACGAGACGUCGUUUCGUGGAACACCAUAUUGUCCGGGUUGCACAAAAAUCCAGAACGAGUCUAUCAAUCUUUCUUACAAAUGUUAUCAGUCGGUGUGAAGCCCAGCCAAUUCACGAUGUCAAUAGCAAUCGCUGCCCUUUCGAACACAGAGCUCACUGUUUUGCUCCCCCAACUUCACGUGUGCAUAAUUUGUUUAGCGCUUAAUCAUAAUCCGCAUGUUGGUUCAGCGUUGAUGAAGGGUUAUGCGAAUGUGGGGGAUUGUAUUGCUUUGCGUUUAGUGUUUGAUGAGAUUUUGGUGAAAGAUAUAGCAUCAUGGAAUGCAUUAAUUAUGGGUUAUAUGGAGUUGGGGUGCACAGGUGAAGCUCACAGAAUGUUUGAGGAAAUGCCUGAGAGGGAUAUAGUAUCUUGGAUUACUUUAGUUAAGGGGUAUAUUGCUAAUAAGAAUCUCAAUCGAGCUCGAUGGGUUUUCAAUCAAAUGAGCAAAAGAAAUGUAGUUUCCUGGACCGUUAUGAUCAGUGGGUAUGUGCACAAUGGAUGCUCCUCUCUUCUAGUGGGAAAGCAAGUCCAUUCAAGUAUCUUAAAGUCUGGUAUGCCUUUAGACGUCGUCUCCUUAACGUCCCUUGUUGACAUGUAUGCAAAAUGUGGAGAUAUUGGAGCAGCAUUUUCCAUUUUUGAGUCCAUGCCAACAAAGAACUUGGUGUCCUGGAAUUCAAUAAUCGGAGCCUAUGCGAAGCAUGGGCUUGGAAUAAGAGCAUUGGAGGAAUUUGAGAAAAUGACGGGAUGUGGUGUUAGGCCUGAUCAUGUUACAUUUGUUAAUGUGUUAUCAGCAUGUGCUCGUGGAGGACUGGUUGACAAAGGCGAAAGGCAGUUUAAGUUCAUGGAGACGAACUAUGGCAUUCGGGCAAGGGUGGAGCAUUAUGCUUGCAUGGUAGACCUGUAUGGGAAAGCUGGGCAUCUAGAGAAAGCAGAGAAAUUGAUCAAGGGAAUGCCUUGUGAGCCUGAUGUCGUAGUGUGGGGUGCGAUGCUUGGAGCCUGUGUCUUGUAUUCAAAUUUGGAACUCGGGAAGUUUGCUGCAGAGGAAAUUUGCAAGCUGGAAGAAGAUCAUCCUGUUGCUUGUUCAAUGCUUUCUAAGAUACAUGGGGAAAAGGGGGUGUGA
Molecule: messenger RNA, 1398 nt
Organism: Malania oleifera
Lineage: Eukaryota; Viridiplantae; Streptophyta; Magnoliopsida; Santalales; Ximeniaceae
Product: pentatricopeptide repeat-containing protein At4g02750-like
Exons: 2
Coding region: 1-1398 (465 amino acids)
Biological process (GO): RNA modification
Molecular function (GO): RNA binding; protein binding
Source: RefSeq, a predicted model, not a curated record